Molecule: messenger RNA, 2955 nt
Organism: Prorocentrum cordatum
Lineage: Eukaryota; Dinophyceae; Prorocentrales; Prorocentraceae
Source: the annotation of a GenBank genome assembly
AUGGAGAAGGCAGAAAAUCCAUCACCGAGUUUCCCAGAACCGGAAGACGCCGCAGUGGUUGCAGCGGCUCCCAAGAACACUUCUGGAGUGGCGUUGCCGGAGUCCUCCGGAGCACGACAGCAAUGCUGCCAUGAAUCCGAGGCCACAACCGCUGAAGAAACCACGGGACCACCGCCGAUCAAUUGGAAUUUGUCCUGGUAUGAGAUCUUAGGCGUGGCGCGCUCCGCGCACUCGACCACGCUCAAGGCGGCCUACAUGAGGCUCUGCGCCUUAUAUCACCCAGACAAAGCGGGCGUCGCGCACACGAGCACCAUGCAGCGGAUCAAACAUAUCUGGUCCAUGCUCUCCAGUGCUGCGACACGUAAGGCGUACAAUAAGAACCCGCAAGACUUCCCUUUCCCGGGGAGCACCUGGAGGGCAGAUGCCAACGGAAUGUUCGCCGCAGAGGGCGGUGCUCCCGAUUACCCCCCAGACCCUGGCAUGCAGAGCGACGCCUCCAAGGACGCGCCGGACUUGAUGCCCAGCUUCACCCUGAGGUGGGAACCGGUCAAUGUUGCAGCGGUGGAGAAGGCUCUGCAGUUGGCCACCGUGCGCAGCGUCAGCAUGGAGCACUACGACUGCUUCGAGAUCCUGCUGAGCAUCCGCAAACGGGCCGUGAAAGUCCGCCGCGGCCAAGGCCAAAUCCCUGUGGUAGAACGGAGGAGUGAAACCGUGGGGAGCUUGAAGAACCGCAUUUACAGUGGAAUCAAAGGCAUCGAGCGCAGCAAGCUACCGGGGUGCAUCAUCGCAGAACUCGACAAAGGAGUACCCUCGGAGCUUGCGGGUCUGAGCAUCUUUGCCUUCAGCAAAUGCAUCCGCUACCUCUGCCGAAGCGGGUUAGGCGUCAGCGAAAUCGACAUCGUGAACGCGGUCUUCUCCGUCUUCUGUGAGAUACUGGACGUCCCCGAGGCCAUUCGAAAUUACAGGGACAACCGCGACCAGGUCCUGCAGGAAGUCAGAGCCUGGCUAGAAUUCAAGUCUAGCAAGCCGCUCACCCGGGACACCGUCAAAGAACUGUUCAUUUCACUCGGCUUUGGAGGGUCCGUGUGGACCUGGAUGCAAGAGCACCUUCCGGAGCCGGUGGAACUCGACGGCGAAUGGGGUUCCUACCUGGAGAGCUUCGAGGACGCCAUGGCAGAAGCGUUGCAGAAGAUGCGCGCCACGUGUGGCCCCAUGGCCUUCUCUCCUGAGCACGAUGGUGUUGCGGGGCGGGGCGACCCUCAGAAGCUCUUGGAAGCGUGUUCCACGGCGGUCGCGCCACUCCGGGUUGCCAUAAAGGAAUACCCGACGGACCCCUUCGUCUCCUUUCGCAGGCGCUUCCCCGAACUUGAUUGGGACAUCAGAGCAGACACUACCAUUCAGGAUUACGCUGGCCUGCUGGCGAAGUGUCGGGGUUAUAUCGCCGAGAGCACUGAAACAGUCAAUGCCAAAAGGUUCACCUUCGCGCAGCUUGUGGCCGCGCAGCUCUCCCCUGUCGUCAACGUGCCAGCUGCAGAGGGUGAGAAGCGAACGCACUUUGAGAUGUUCACCGGUUACGGCAACUGGAACAGCCGCCACCGCGACGACCUGACGGCCAUCACCAUGAGCAUCCUCCGAGAGCUGGUGAAGCCGGCCAUCCGCAUGAAGUGGCAGCGCAGCGAAGUGGCGCCGGACCCGCCGCCACCCCUCAACAACAUCACCUUCGCCGCGUCGUUGGGCGACGCUGUCCUGGGCCUAUUGGCAGCCAGGCCUCCCUACGCACAGCUGGAUGGCGAUGUCACGCGCCACAAAGUAUUGCACAGCGACGGCGUGGUCUACCAUUUCGACGCGAAAACGUUGCAGCCCGCCAGGCCCGAAGACCGCAUGGAGAUCGCAGACAUAGCCGCAAACGUGUUCGAGAAGAUUACUGACUAUUGCCGCCGCGCACCGAAAGCAGUCAACCAAGAGUUGUGCGACGUGCUGCUCUCCAUCUCGCGGCGUUGCGAGGUGCUGGCUGUGCUGAUUAAGUUCGCAGGUUCAUGGGAGUUAGUGAUUUGGCUGCUGCGGUGCAUGUCCCGCUGCGCCUGCGGCAGCGCGAGGUUCUGCAAGUUCCUCUACCUCUAUGGUCCGGGAAGCUCAGGCAAAGAUGUGGUCAUGCUCCUCUUCCUCAUGUUCUUCGGGGAAGGUCCGGACAACCUUGGCUGCGUGCUCAAUGGCAGCUUCAUCGUGGACGCCCAUGGCGGACAGGUGAACAAGGAGGCCGCGUCACCGUUUCUUGCGGCGACGCAGGGGAAGCGCUUCAUCUGGGUAAGCGAGGUGCCGCAACACAAAAACUUACAAAUCGACCUCAUCAAGCAGUACUGCGAACAGCAUGGAGCGCCAAUGACGUGCCGGAAGCUCUACAAAGGCCCCGCUACCUUCCGUCCCAUCGGCAUGCUCGCGGCGACGUCCAACCACGCAGUCUCCAUCACGAACAAGGACGACGACGGCUUCCACAGGCGCGCUCGGAUCUGGCAGACCACGCAGACCUUCCGUCCUAAACCGAAGAAACUCACAGAACACAAAGCCGAUGACACGUUCAAAGCGCGUAUCCUCAAGCGUGAGUUUAACUCGCAGCUUGUGUGGCUUCUGCGCGGUCUCUGGGACACAUUGGGCUGCGACGUCAACCCAGGCACCACACUCCUCCCCAUUCCGGAGUUCAUGAAAGAGUUGGAGGCGCUCAGCGCAGGCGGUGGCUCCCAAGAUACGCUGCUGUCCUGGAUCGCUGAUUGCUGCGAGCCCGUGGAGCGCAAGAACGCCACGGAAAUUCAGGAAUUCAAGAAGGCCGCCGCAGAUCGCUUAAGCGUCUCCUUGAUGCAAAUCGGCCCGGUCUUAACCGCCGCCGGCAUCAAUCCACAGGGAGUGCCAAACGGCCGCAUCCACAGUGGUCCCAAGAUGGCACGCCUGGCCUGCGUGUGA